AAGACGGGUUUUAUACGUAUAGGACCCAAAGGGUAUAUCGUUCAAUGCCGAUUUAUGGAAGUAGCAGCAGAUAUAUAUAACAUGGAAAUACGACCGACCGAUGUAUUUGUCAAUACAUAUGCACGAUCAGGGACCACGUGGACACAAGAAUUGGUUUGGCUCGUCGCAAACAACUUGGACUACGAAACUGCAAAAUCAAUUUUACUAAGGCAACGAUUUCCAUUUUUGGAAUUUUCAUCGAUGUUCCACCCGGAAAUGAUACAGUAUUAUCUAGAAUAUAAUAAAGGAGAUGAGAAAAAGCAGAAGGAAAUUAAAACGAUGACGACGCAUAUCGUGGACCAACUGGCGAUGACGCCUUCCCCUCGUUUUAUAAAAUCACAUCUGCCACUCUCCCUGUUGUCACCAAAUUUGCUUGACGCUAAAGUAGUGUACGUAGCAAGAGACCCCAGAGAUGUCAUCGUCUCAUUCUACCUAUUAAGCAGAUCAAUGACGUUCCUAGGAUGGACGGGUGACUUCAAAGCAUUUUGGGAUUUGUUAAUUAACGAUUUACUGUAUUGGACACCGUUCUUUGAACAUCUGAAGGAGGCGUGGGAGAAACGUCAUCAUCCAAAUUUGCUCUUCAUUUUCUAUGAGGAGCUAAAAAAGGAUUUACCGGCGAUGAUAAACCGUGUAUGCGAUUUCAUGGGGAAGAAAUAUAGUGAUGAGGAGGUGGCAACUCUUUGUGAUCAUCUCCAUAUUAAAAACUUCAAGAAAAACCCUUCUAUCAAUCUUGAAAUUUUUAAAGAACUCGGUAUCAACAAACCAGAUUUAGAUUUCAUCAGAGAAGGCAAAACAGGCGGUUGGCGCGACUAUUUAGACGAAGAGAUGAUAGCACGGACAGAUAAAUGGAUGGAAGAAAACUUGCGGGAUACAGAUCUCCGAUUCCCAAGUGCAGAGUAGUUUUAAAAUUAUUAAAAAUUAUUUAAGAUUAACAUUUCCAUCACACAUUACAUACGUAUAACUCUAGCAGUUUUGGCAGCGCACGCCAGAAUAGCUCGCAGAUGGUAGAUUUUUUCCUGCUUAGUUGAUAUUUUGGGCACAUAUCUUCAUUCAUUACACAUAUCACAUUCACACAAUAUCUUUAUAAACUGUAGGCUAUGUGUUAUUCUGAUGCAUAAGCUAUAUUAAUGUCUACUUUCUUUAAAAUCCAUUCAGUAGUGUUUACGUGAAAGAGUAACAAAAAUCUAUCCUUACAAACUUUCGCGUUUAUAAUAUUAGUAGGAUGAUGUGCUUUUCGUAUUUCUAUAAUAAAUUUGUUUUGAUGGUGA
Molecule: messenger RNA, 1307 nt
Organism: Pieris napi
Lineage: Eukaryota; Metazoa; Arthropoda; Insecta; Lepidoptera; Pieridae
Product: luciferin sulfotransferase-like
Exons: 6
Coding region: 55-939 (294 amino acids)
Biological process (GO): sulfation
Cellular component (GO): cytoplasm
Molecular function (GO): sulfotransferase activity
Source: RefSeq, a predicted model, not a curated record